Cephus cinctus (wheat stem sawfly) is the source of this 3808-nucleotide messenger RNA. Its product is annotated as lisH domain-containing protein ARMC9. Gene Ontology annotation, cellular component: ciliary basal body; ciliary tip; centriole. NCBI's taxonomy places the organism in Eukaryota, Metazoa, Arthropoda, Insecta, Hymenoptera, Cephidae. The record is from RefSeq and is a predicted model, not a curated record. The transcript has 19 exons. The coding region runs from base 115 to 3645 and encodes 1176 amino acids. Gene Ontology annotation, biological process: cilium assembly.
ACCUGCUAUUACUACUAGAAGAUCAAUUUUCGUACAAAACUUGACAACGUUCACGUGUAUCACUUAGAAUUACGUGUCGUGUCGUGAAAUUAUUAUAAAAUUCAUUUUGAAUGUAUGAUGUCGGAGCCGUCAGAAGAUAUCGAGGAUGAAGAGAAAAAGAAGCAAAACAAAUCGUCAUUUGGCGAGUUUCUCUCGUCGGUUCAGGCGAACGAUUGGCUCAUAAAGUUAAUUCAUCAGUUUCUACUCUGCAAUGAAUUUGAGAUUACUGCUGACAAUUUCGUACGCGAGGCAACGAAAUUGGGUUUUAAUAUUUUCGGAGAACAUUUCUUCUUCAAGGAUGCGAUUCCCAAAGAGUCGUGCAAACGAAUUUUGGCGGAAUUUCACAGGGGGGAUUGGAGAGAUUUCUUUGAGUCUUGGAAUAACUUAAUACCCGAGAACGUCAGGCAGACUAAGGAGUAUAAAAUAUUGACUUUUAAGUUACACGUUCAUUUUGCAAUAUUACCUAUACGAAUCGUACAUUUUCGCGAGGAUCCAAGACAGAAGCUUAAUCAAUUUUUGGAUACAAAACUGUUAAAAGUCUUAGAAUACGAAGCUGACAAUUAUAAGCGCGGUAAUGAGGAUGGCUGUAUUAAUCUGAAGAAAUAUAUGAUGGACAGUAUGGGAGAAUUGAGACAAUAUUUGGAAACUGACGGUCAAGAAUUUAGAAAAGAGACACAAUUAUUAACAUUAUUUGCAUUGCCUUUUCUCAGCGACCCACACACGGAUUCCGUUUAUUCUGAAAUAUUUAAUGGAGCUUGGAUGGAUGAUUUAAUGUCCAAUCUACAAAUGUUUGUCAUGCGAUACAGACAGGUGCAGCCUGUUGUUUUGCAAAAUAGUUCGACAGAACCAUUGAUAUCAUUCAAUGAAAUGAAGCAUAUUGAUUUAUUGAAUGACGGAAAUAUGAAGGAUUCUGAUAACGCAAUAACCGAGAAGGAGACUCGAAAAAAAUUACCUACAAUCAAAACUACCCCGCCAGCAAUACCAUUGGAAAUCAGUAAAACGGAUAUAUCGUGCUUCAAACAGCAAGAUAUGACGAAUCUUAAUUUGCAAAUAAUUGGGAACGAUCGAAACAUACCAAUGUUUUCCGACAUGCAUGAAAUAGAGGAACAACUUUAUUUUCAGUCUUCAUUAAAACAUAACAAUGUACAUUCAAAAACCGCUCAGACUCGUAUAAGCGGUAUUAAAACAGCGACAAAUAUUUUGCUCACAUCCGAUUUACAUCAACCAGCAAAUAUAAUAAAUCCAGCAUCAUUUGGAAAAUUGCCAAAGCAGUCGACACAGUACAAUCAAGAAUUGACAGUGACGAAAUCGUAUUUGCAUACUGUCCACUGUAAUUAUCGAAAAUUAAAAGUGCGAUUUCACAAAUUGCACGCAGAUUAUCACAAACUGAUCGGAAUUGCUGGUGAAUUAACAGCAGCAUUGGAAAAUUCAGUUCGCGGACAAGCUGUGGAUUUGCAAAGUAUGCUGGCUUCUUGCAUACAAAUAUUUCCAGACUUAUUUAGUCAGAAUGUACGUGAUAAUUCAGAGAUAAACUCACUAGAGAAGAGCGAAGAAGAAAUCAAAGAAAAUAAUUUAUCAAAUUUCCCAUUGCCAAUCGUGGACGCAACUCCAAUAUCUCCAAGAUUAUUAGACUUUAAAAAAAUUAAGUUACACUUAAUAAGUGGUAAUGUCAAGACCAAGCUGUUGCUGCUGCAAGCGUUACGAUGGAAAGUAACAUUAAGCCAGCCAGGAGAGCGUGAUGAGACUAUUCACGAGUACAUAACGACUGAUUUAUUGGCUCUUCAUGCACAAAUAGCCAGUGACAGUGGUAAACCAAUUUUACCAUGUUUAUUAAUGCCAGAGGAUGUAGCUGUACCUCAUCCAUUACAACAAUCAACAGCAAGAUUACUCAAUGCUUUGGCGUCACUAAGAUGCGGACGUGAUUAUUUAUCAGUAGGACCCACUGUGCUUAAUGUGGUCAUCAGAUGUUUAAACGGUACUGAUAAUCAGCGCAUAGAUGCAUUCACUUGCGACAUGAUCAUAGCAAUGUUACAAAAACUUUCGUUACGCAAGCAGCAGCGCAUUUACAUGAUUGAAUCUGGUUUGGUCGAGUGGUUGAUAUACCACUUAAAAUCCGAUAAUCACAAAAUGGGAACAUAUAGAUUAGAAUAUGCUACAGCAUUGUUGAUGAAUUUAUCACUGCAUAGACAAGCGCAAAUAAAGAUAUCAGCAAUUGCUCCGUUGUUAAUUUCAACGUUAACUACACUCUUGUCUACGGAUCAUAUGCCUGCACUACCUUAUAUCAACGGGGCAUUGAAUAGCUUUCUGUUAAAUCAUGAGAUAAACGAAGAAGCUAAGAAAACAGGACUGGCUUCCGUUUUGGAGUAUCAUCGUAAACAGAAUAGCGGAGAAAUAAGAAAACAUCUGGAUCACAUACUGAGGAUACACAAGCGUAACUACACUGACAACACCGAAGACGAGGAGACUGCUGAUGAUGAUAAUGAAGAGUUAGACGUACUGGAAGAUGAAUUAGAGGAAGAUGAUCCUGUAAAAGUUCAUACCGGUGAAUUAUUCGGUGAAGCACUCCUUGCCUCGUGCUAUUCCAUGUUACCGGAAACGCUACAGACCGGAAGCACGACUGAGGAUGUCUCUGUACCAAAGACACCAAAGUUUCAUUCAAGAAGUGCAAGUGCUAAGAGUCCACGCAGGAAGGAGCAGACUUUGGAUAAGGAAUCGUGUGACGUUAAUCAAAUACCCAUUCGAGAUAAGGGCUUAUCACCAAGAUUAACACCCAUGAAGUUAAAAGUGCACAAACGAAAUCCAAUUAAUUUAAAACCAGGUGAAUCUUUUGUGCAAAAGGUAGAACAAAAUUUGUCAAUACCUCUUAAAGGAGUACCAGCCAUUGUUAAUAAGGAACAACAAGUAUCAGAGCCUCUAGGGGAAUCAAAGUGCACUUCCGUUAGUCAAACAAAAAUUGAUUUGCUAAAUGAUGCUAAAUCAAAUGAAGAAUCAAACACUGACAGCAUAUCUCAAAUUGAAGAAUAUCUUAAUAUUUCAUCCCUCACGAAUACAAUGUCGCCAUAUUUUUUUGCUUUCACCAGAACGUACGAUCACACAGAUAAUACGCACGAGUCACUCAGACAAAAGUUAGGAUCAAGUAAAUCGAGCGAAACGCGUGACGAUGUGAAUCCAAGAAAAUAUGAGAGAAAUGAAAAAAUAUUUGACAGAAGAAAUUUCGCGGUUCGUGAGGCUAAUCGAGAUGCUUUAAGGCCGUCUUUAUCGCGAGAACGGGAAUUAGAGUCGGUGGGAUUCAAUUCUGGGGAAGAGAUAGAGGAUAAUGAUGUUGCUGUUUGUUUAUACGCCAAACAGAGUUCCAAAGAGAGUAGCGAGACGACACUGAGUUCCUUGGGAAAUGUCGCAUCUGUAUGUGAAAGUGCAGUCGAAGACGUGGAUAAGUUGAGCAGCAUUGCGUCACUGAAGAACGAUAACAGUACCGACCUGAAAAUUGGUACCUCCGAAUAUAAGAAGAUAACAGGAUACGAAAUAAAGGAGGAGGAAGCUUUUUUAGCGAAACCAAAAAUCUUGAGGACGCCUCCGCAAACGGCAAUAUCAAGAACGUCAGCGUAGGGCAAAGAGACAUUAGGUCCGGAGCAAUUUCCACAAAGUAAAUAAGUCUUACGGUUCCGUAUAAUCAUAAAUCAUAAAUCAUAAUAAUCGUAAUUGCAUGUAUCGCAGAGAUCUACAUUUUAUUAAAAAUCAUGUACAAACUAAUCACCUAUAAUUAAGCAGC